Tilletiopsis washingtonensis is the source of this 1481-nucleotide messenger RNA. RefSeq names its product aquaporin-like protein. Lineage: Eukaryota; Fungi; Basidiomycota; Exobasidiomycetes; Entylomatales. Gene Ontology annotation, biological process: transmembrane transport. Gene Ontology annotation, cellular component: plasma membrane. The record is from RefSeq and is a predicted model, not a curated record. The transcript has 3 exons. The coding region runs from base 150 to 1301 and encodes 383 amino acids. Gene Ontology annotation, molecular function: water channel activity.
GGGCCGCUCCUCACGCCUCUUCGUCCCCACUCGUCCGCCUCACCCGACGCCCACACGGCACCACGCUCUCUUUUCUGCUUCUGCUCCACUUUCUCACCUCGGCCUUUGCCUUCUACCUGCGGUUCUCGCUCCUCCUCUCACACACGGCCAUGUCGUCGAUCAGCAACAGCCUCAAGCGCCCGCAGCGCGCCGCCGCGCUGCGCUCGCACCUGCCGCAGGACCUCGUGGCGUGCGUGGGCGAGUUUGUCGGCACGACGGCCUUUCUCUUCCUCGCCCUCGGCGGCGCCAAGACGGCGCUGGUGCACGCCAGCGACGACACCAACUCGACGGUCAUGUUCGUGGCGUGCUCCUUCGGCCUCAGCAUCCUCGUCACCAUCUGGUCGUUCUACCGCAUCACCGGCGGCCUCUUCUCGCCCGCCGUCACGCUCUCGCUGCUGCUCUGCGGCUGCGUGUCGCCGCUGCGUGCGGCGAUGCUGACGGUGGCGCAGAUUGCCGGCGGCAUUGCCGGUGCGGCGCUCGUCGAGGGCCUGCUGAGCAGCCCGACGCACGUCUCCGUCGCCACGACGCUCGGCGACGGCGUGUCCAUCGUGCAGGGCCUCUUCAUCGAGGCGCUGUGCACCGCCGUGCUCGUCUUUGUCGUCCUCAUGCUCGCCGCCGAGAAGCACUCGUCGACAAUGCUCGCGCCCGUCGGCGUCGGCCUGACCGUCUUUGCGUGCCACCUGCUCGCUGUGCCGUACACUGGCUCCGGCCUCAACCCCGCGCGCUCCUUCGGCCCAUCCGUCGUCGCGGGCCACUUUGAGGGCUACCACUGGAUCUACUGGGCAGGCCCACUGCUGGGCUCCGUCGGCGCCUCGGCGUUCUACCUGCUGCUCAAGACGCUCGACUACACGCGCGUCGUGCCCGGCCAGGACGCGACGCACGCGGACCCGGCCUCGGCGCCGCGCCCGCUGCACCAGGGCAUCUUCCGGCGCCGCGCCGGCGGCGGGCAGGUCAUCGUGUACGCCGUCGACACCGAGGAGCGCCUUGCGAGCAUGUCGGCGCUGGACCGCGCCGUGGCACGCGCGACGCCGCAGGUGCAGCUCUUCGACCCGCUCGACCAGGCGCAGGCGGGCGCCGUGCAGGCGGGCGAGGCCGUCAUCAUCGACCUCGGCGAGCCGGGCGAGGCGCACCACGACGACGGCGCGUGCGGCGGGCCGUCGAUGGCGGCGCAGCGGCAGGACGUCGGCGGCAUCUGCGCACCGGGCACGGCGCCCGGCGGCCUGCCGCUGCCGGCGUCGACCAAGGCCGGCCUGAGCGGCUAGGCUCACCUGGCCGAGCCGCUGCAUCUGCACACUCUCCCACCGCCAGUCGCCCUGUCCCAGACUGACACAUACCCGGCGCUGCGAGUGCCCACCCUCGCCGCCGUUCCUCGCUUCUCCGUCUAAUCACAGCUCGUCUCUCUCGUGCUCCGUGUGCGUGGCCUGCGUGUGCAUUGUGCGGUG